AUGCCUUCCAAUCUCUUCGUGGUGGUUUUUCCGAGAAGAGUCCAGGCUCACACGGUUUUCGUUGACCGCAAAGAAAAACCGAAGAGCAAGUGGAGCGUGGGCGGGCUGCGGAGCCCACCGGGGCUACUAGGAAGGGACCCUAAGAACGGGAAGGGAGAUGACAAGGGCACCGGCCAAGACCAGGGCGCUGGGCGCGAUAACGCGAGCUGCGGCAGCCUUACUAGCGGCGGCGCCACGGGAGGCAGCAGCAGCCGGGAGGGGAGCCUCGCGCGGGCCUCUGCGUCGGCCGUCUCGGCGAGGAACGAGCUCAAGAACCAGAAGACCGUCCGCGUCCAGCUGUCCCGCCCAACGGAGGACGUCAUACCGGAGCCCGGGACGGCGAAGAAACAGCGGCGGGGCAGCCACAUGCAGGCCCUGGCCCACCACCACCAUCAGCAGCAGCAGCAGCAGCAGCACAAGGACCAGCACCACCACCACCCAAGCAACGACGUGACGGCGAGCUGGCACGCACCCCAGAGCAGCAACUCGCUGGUGCUGCCGCGGUCGGAGGCGGGACUGGCGUCGUCGCGUGGGGGGGGCAGCCUGGGGUCCGCGGGGGCGCUCGGGGACCUCCUCAAGAGGAAGGAGCACUCGUUCUACCACAUCCCGUCGCGCUCGGCGGACCUCGGCAACGGCGGCGUCGGCAGCCUGGCGGACAUCUUCAACGACACGGAGAGGUCCUCGCGGGCGUCGACGACCACCGGCGUGGUGGUCAGCACCGGCGGCUACAGCGGCCUCUUCGGCGUGGGGAGCGGCGGCGCGAACGGCAGCGGCGGCGGCGGCGGCGGCGCGAACCACAAGGAAGAGGAUGACGACAACGCUUCCGCGUCAUCGUCUCAGUGUUUUCUAGAGCUUGUCGGCGCCGACAGCGCCGGCAACGGCGGGGUGUUCGUCGAGCGGUGCCGGGGGCCCGACGACCAGCCUCACAGGGUCCCCGCGAACCGGGCGGCGAGGGCAGACGGGGACGAGAAGAAGGCGGUCGAAGGGCAGGAGGGACGGCGACGAUCGAGGGCAGAGGAUACUGACGGCGGCGUCGACUACUCGAGAGAGGGCAGACGACGAUCGUCGUCCCCGACGUCGUCCCCAGCCCGAGGCCUGGACGGGAUAAGCUCGAGACGAUCAAGCAUGGCCGGGCUAGCAGAGGGAGGAGACUUGGGUGAGGAGGGGGAGAGGAAGGACGCGGAGGAGGGAGGGGGCGGCGGCGGCGGCGGCGGGGUUCAGGGGUGGGAUCCGGAGCAAAUGGACGAUUCGGAGAGAGGCGGGAAGGCGACCACGCCCACGGCGAUGUCCACCCCCGGGAGCAAGCGUAGAUUAGUGACGGAGGUCAUCGGUGACGGAGACGACGUUGACGUGUCGAGGCCACAGGACAUGGACGAGGGCGAGAAAGUAGACAUCGAGCUGCUGGUGAGGGAUAUCCUGAUCGAGAUGAGAGGGGAUCAGCUUCUCAUCGGGGAGCCGACGUAUCACAUCUCGGCGUCGGGGAAGCUCAUGACUUGCAUCUUCCCGUGCGACGUGGAGGAUGCUCAUCUGGUCCUCACAAGGCUGGAGAGCGUCGGCGUCGGGUCCGAGACGGGGUCGGUGAACGUCCUCCCCAUGGAGAUUGGCCGCAGCGACAUCACCCGCCGCCGGCGCGAGAACGACGACCUGGACGAGGACAAGGCCAGACGGGCCCGACACAACCGGGCAACGGGGGGGCGCUUCGGGGACUUGAGCGGGGGGAGAGGCUCCGUGGACGGGUCGGGGGGGGAGAAGGAGGAGGACGCAGCGCGGCGCGCGAACGAGAGGUUCCGGGCGCUGGCGUCCCAGAUCAGGGUGACGCAGGUGACGGAAGAGAUCCGGGAAGGCACGAAGUGCCACUUCGACUACAUGGCUCUCCUGGUGGCCUCCUCUGCGAUCUCGGCCAUGGGGCUGGCCACGGACAAUGUUGCCGUCGUCGUCGCCGCGAUGCUGGUUUCUCCCAUCAUGGGGCCGGUGCUAGCCUUCACGUUCGGCACCAACGUUCGUGACUGGAGCCUCGCCAAGAAGGGCUUCCUAGUGGAGUCCUUUUCGCUGCUCAUCUGCGUCGGGGUGGGGUUUCUGGUGGGCAUGGUAGGCGUGAACUUCAUCGAGGCGGACACGUGGCCCACACACGAGAUGGAGACGCGCGGGAACGCCUGGGGGCUGCUGACGGGAAUCGCCAUCGCGAUCCCGUCGGGGAUGGCGGUGGCUCUGUCGAUCUUGAGCAAAAACGUAAACAGUCUAGUGGGCGUGGCGAUAUCUGCCUCCCUCCUACCUCCGGCGGUUAACACGGGACUGUGCCUGGCGGUGGCGCUUAUAGGCCCGGCCGUCCGCAGCUUCGAAAUUAACGUGAGGGAGUACGUGAUGAUCGGCCUCAUCAGCAUGAGCCUGACGAUAGUCAACAUCCUCAGCAUCUACGUGGCGGGCGUGUGGCUCUUCAUCUUCAAGGAGGUGGCGCCGAUCAAGUCGGAAAACUCGUUCUGGUCUCAAGACAUGAUCCACGCUAGGAAGUUUCAGCAGAGACUCGGGAAGAACGGCGGCGAGGGCGGGGAGGCAGCGCACAUGCUCAGGAAAACGCUUCUCGACGCCGCCAACCGGCACCGGGACGGCGACAGCGGGUCCCUCCACACCAGCGGCGGGGGGGAGCACAUAGAAAGGAAGGCCUCGUUCGCGUCCAACCCCAACACGCACCACCGCUACCGCCACAAGGACCGAAGGUAUCUAUCUACCGACCUAUCUAUCUGUCUAUCUAUCUAUGAGUCUGUCUGUGACGUGUAA
Ectocarpus siliculosus is the source of this 2814-nucleotide messenger RNA. Lineage: Eukaryota; Phaeophyceae; Ectocarpales; Ectocarpaceae. The record is from the annotation of a GenBank genome assembly.